GCAGCAAAUAUAAGUUACAGUAAUUUUUCAUGGAAAGAUACACUAUUUAAAAAGUUGCAAUCUCAAAUCUUAAUUUCAUUUGGAGUGUUAGGAGCAGUUUCUUUUUAUGGACACGAUGAUGAUAGCAGUGAAUCUUUAUGCAUAGCUGCUGCUCAUAAUGAUCUCACCAAUUUGGAAAGCAAACCUGAUGUGCUUAUCAAAUAUGCCGCUAUCAUAUCUUCCAUAAUCCUCAAGCUAUCAUAGUUUUGGUGGGGGUAUUUUUAUCUUGGGGAGAACAACCAAUCAUAGUUUUGGUGGGAGUAUUUUUAUCUUGAGAAGCACAACCAAUCAUAGUUUUGGUGGGAGUAUUUUUAUCUUGGGAAGCACAACCAAUCAACAGACGCCUGAGUUAUUGAGAUUAAACUGAUUGAUUAAAAACAGUAAAGAUGUCAACAAAAAGCACCCUCUUGGAUGGACUGCACUUCACUCGGCUGCUAUGGCUGGGAAUGCCAGAGCAGUUAAAAUGUUGCUUGAUGCUGGUGCAGAUCCUGAUGCGUUAGAUGAUUUUAGCACUGCAUAUAAAAUUGCCUCAAGACAUGGGUUAAGAGUUUUUGAUGUAAUUGACUCAAGACAAUCUUGUUUUAACAGAACCACAAAUAAUAGGGCAGAUUUUUCUGGUUUUACACCACUUCAUUACGCAUGUCUCGCUGAUGACUAUGAAACAAUAUGCUUAUUAUUAGAAGCUGGAGCAGAUCCUACAAUAAAAGAUAAAAGUAAUCAUUUUGCAUAUGAAUAUGUUUAUAAAGAGUCAAAUAAAAACCUUAUUAAAAAAUACCAGGAAAAGUUUAAUGAGAAACAAGCAUUGUUAGAAUCUGAGGAAAGAAGACGAUACCCCCUUGAACAACGAUUUAGAGAAGUUAUUGUAGGCCAACAAGGUGCAAUACAAGCUGUUUCUUCUGCUAUUAGGCGUCGACAAAAUGGUUGGGUUGAUGAUCAACAUCCUUUAGUUUUUUUAUUUCUCGGCUCGUCAGGGAUAGGAAAAACAGAGCUUGCAAAGCAGCUUGCUAGGUUUUUACAUAAAGAUGUUGAAAAGAGUUUCAUUCGAUUGGAUAUGUCAGAAUAUCAAGAAAAACAUGAGGUGUCUAAAUUAAUUGGUUCUCCACCUGGAUAUGUUGGUUAUGAACAAGGUGGUCAAUUAACUACAAAGCUUAAAGCUUUUCCUAAAGCUGUUGUAUUGUUUGAUGAGGUUGAAAAAGCUCAUCCUGAUGUACUCACUGUUAUGUUACAACUUUUUGAUGAGGGAAGACUGACAGACGGUCAUGGAAAAACAGUUGAAUGCAAAGACGCCAUUUUUGUAAUGACAUCAAAUUUAGCUAGUGAGGAAAUAGCUGAUCAUGCAUUAGAACUUAGACAAAUGGCCAAAGAAAAUAAAGUUAACAAACUCGGCCAUGACAUUUCCGAAGAUGAACAUCAAAUACAGAUAGGACAAAACUUUAAAGAAAAUACUAUUUACCCUAUUUUAAAGUACCACUUUAGAAGAGAUGAGUUUCUUGGACGCAUCACAGAGUUUGUUUUUUUUCUGCCCUUCUCAAAGCAGGAGCUUUUAAAGCUUGUUGAAAAAGAAUUACUUUUCUGGUCACAAAUUGCUAAAAAAAAACACUCUAUUGAACUUUCAUGGGAAACAGAUGUGCUUGAAGUGUUGGCAGAUGGGUAUAAUAUUCAUUAUGGGGCCAGGUCUAUCAAGCAUGAGGUAGAGCGUCGUGUUAUUAACCAAUUAGCUGCUGCUCAUGAAAGAAAAUUAAUCACUAAAAAUAAUAUUGUACGUUUAAAAACAAUGUAUCCAAAAGUUGAAAAUGAUGAUAUUACUGUUUUAAAACCUACAAUAAAACUUGAAGUAACAGAUAGUAAUUUAAAGACUCAAGAUAUUUUUAUCACUGAUCCUUGGAUUCCUGAAGCUCCUAUUUUUUAAAGAUAUUUGUUUGUUGUCAGUUUACUAAUGCUUUUACUCUCUAAAGAUAUU
Hydra vulgaris (swiftwater hydra) is the source of this 1999-nucleotide messenger RNA. RefSeq names its product mitochondrial disaggregase. Gene Ontology annotation, biological process: cellular response to heat. The record is from RefSeq and is a predicted model, not a curated record. NCBI's taxonomy places the organism in Eukaryota, Metazoa, Cnidaria, Hydrozoa, Anthoathecata, Hydridae. Gene Ontology annotation, molecular function: protein binding; ATP binding; ATP hydrolysis activity. Gene Ontology annotation, cellular component: mitochondrion; cytoplasm.